AUGAGCUAUUUUUACAAGCUUAAGCUUAUGAAAGAAGCUGUCUUGGUCAAACUGCCCCUUACAUCUCUCCCAGUGCUUCUCCAAACCCUAUCCAGGAAGUCCAGAGACAUGGAGAUAAAGAACUACAGCAGCAGCACCUCAGGCUUCAUCCUCCUGGGCCUCUCUUCCAACCCUCAGCUGCAGAAACCUCUCUUUGCCAUCUUCCUCAUCAUGUACCUCCUCACUGCGGUGGGGAAUGUGCUCAUCAUCCUGGCCAUCUACUCUGACCCCAGGCUCCACAUCCCUAUGUACUUUUUUCUCAGCAACUUGUCUUUCAUGGAUAUCUGCUUCACAACAGUCAUAGUGCCUAAGAUGCUGGUGAAUUUUCUAUCAGAGACAAAGGUUGUCUCUUACGUGGGCUGCCUGGUCCAGAUGUACUUCUUUAUGGCAUUUGGGAACACUGACAGCUACCUGCUGGCCUCUAUGGCCAUAGACCAGCUGGUGGCCAUCUGCAACCCCUUACACUAUGAUGUGGUUAUGAACCCACGGCAUUGCCUACUCAUGCUAUUGGGUUCUUGCAGCAUCUCCCACCUACAUUCCCUGUUCUGUGUGCUACUUAUGUCUUGCUUGUCUUUCUGUGCCUCUCACGUCAUUAAGCACUUUUUCUGUGACACCCAGCCUGUGCUAAAGCUCUCCUGCUCUGACACAUCCUCCAGCCAGAUGGUGGUCACGACUGAGACCUUAGCUGUCAUCGUGACCCCCUUCCUGUGUAUCAUCUUCUACCUGCGAAUCAUCAUCACUGCGCUCAGAAUCCCCUCUGCAGCUGGGAAGUGGAAGGCCUUCUCUAUCUGUGGCUCCCACCUCAUUGCAGUAGCCCUCUUCUAUGGGAGUGUCAUCUAUGUCUAUUUUAGGCCCCUGUCCAUGUACUCAGUGGUUAGGGACUGGGUAGCCACAGUUAUGUACACAGUAGUGACACCCAUGCUGAACCCUUUCAUCUACAGCCUGAGGAACAAAGAUAUGAAGAGGGGUUUGAAGAAAUUACGGGACAGAAUUUACCGGUAA
Molecule: messenger RNA, 1041 nt
Organism: Symphalangus syndactylus (siamang)
Lineage: Eukaryota; Metazoa; Chordata; Mammalia; Primates; Hylobatidae
Product: olfactory receptor 1L6-like
Biological process (GO): G protein-coupled receptor signaling pathway
Cellular component (GO): membrane
Molecular function (GO): olfactory receptor activity; G protein-coupled receptor activity
Source: RefSeq, a predicted model, not a curated record